This is a messenger RNA of Capsicum annuum, 579 nucleotides long. RefSeq lists its product as uncharacterized. The transcript has a single exon. Lineage: Eukaryota; Viridiplantae; Streptophyta; Magnoliopsida; Solanales; Solanaceae. The coding region runs from base 1 to 579 and encodes 192 amino acids. The record is from RefSeq and is a predicted model, not a curated record.
AUGAGUGAUAAUUCAACUGUAAUAGCUCGAAGAACUACAGUACCUGCUGCUACUGAUUUUACUUCAUCCUCCCAUCCUUAUUUCAUCUCUCCGUCUGAUUCACUGGGUACUUUGCUGGUGAAUACUCCUUUUGAUGGAAAAAGUUUUGCAGGAUGGAAUAGGAUAAUGAUGAUUGCGUUGACUACCAAAAAUACGAUAGGUUUCAUUGAUGGAUCGACCAUUGCACCAACUGAAAACAAAGAUCUAUACAAGGCUUGGAGCAGGGCCAACAACAUGGUGAUCUCCUGGCUUUUAAACUCUCUUUCUCGGGAGAUUUCGGAAAGUGUCAUCUACUCAUCCCCAACUAAGGAGUUGUGGAAUGAUUUGGAAGCAAGGUUUGGCCAAAGCAGCGGAGCUAAGCUUUUUCAACUUCAAAAGAAACUGAGUGACCUUUCACAAGGUACUUGUGACAUUGCAACUUACUACACAAAGAUCAAGCGAUUAUGGGAUGAGCUUGAUGUUUGGAUGCCUUCAUCAUGUGUAGUUGUGACUGUACUUGCAGAGCAAAAGACAAGAAUAUCAAGGCAAAGCAGGAUCUGA